Molecule: messenger RNA, 3276 nt
Organism: Dovyalis caffra
Lineage: Eukaryota; Viridiplantae; Streptophyta; Magnoliopsida; Malpighiales; Salicaceae
Source: the annotation of a GenBank genome assembly
AUGUUUCGUUGCUUCUUGAAAUCCAUCCACAACAAGCCUGUCUUCCACAACAAUUCAAACCCUCCUGUCACUUUUUUCACUACUGCCUCAACUCCUCUACCAAAACCACUGCAGCACGACAAAAACCAGCCUCAUCUUCGCUUUAAACCCCAAAACUUCAUUUCACCACUCAAGCAAUCUCCUUCUCUGAUCCCAUUGAAUGAUUUAGUCAAUCACUAUAAAAGAUCACCUCAUUCUCACCUGAAAACAACACCCAUUUUCCCAAAAGUUUCGAAUGUGGGUUCUUUUGAUGAUUUGAUUGAACAUUUAGUUUCUAGUUAUAAGCACUCUUGUUGUCCAAAGGAUGCAAAUUUGUUUCAUUUAAAGAUUUUUAAACAUGGGUUUGGUUCUGAUUUGUUCCUAUGCAACACCCUUAUCAAUUUAUACACGAGAAUUGGUGAUUUGGUUUCGUCACGAAAGGUGUUUGGUGAAAUGCCCGAGAGAAAUGGUGUUACGUGGGCUUGUUUGAUUUCUGGUUACACUCAGAAUGGGAUGCCUGAGGAUGCAUGUGGAGUUUUAAAAGAGAUGAUUUUUGAGGGUUUUUUCCCUAAUCGUUUUGCUUUUGGCAGUGCUCUUCGAGCUUGCCAGGAGUCUGUGUUAUGCGGCCUUCAACUCGGUACGCAAAUUCAUGGAUUGAUUUUGAAGUCACCUUAUGCAAAUGAAGCGGCAUUGUGUAAUGUGGUGAUAUCCAUGUACGGGAAGUAUCUGGGAUACAUUGACCAUGCUCGUCGUGUUUUUGAUGAGAUAAACAUCAGGAAUUCUAUAUCUUGGAAUUCAAUCAUAUCAGUUUACUCCCAAAGAGGAGAUGCAGUUUCGUGUUUUGAACUAUUCUCAAGCAUGCAAAUGGCAGAUUCAGGUUUAAGUCUGACACCUACUGAAUACACAUUUGGGAGUUUAAUAACUGCUGCUUCUUCUUCCAUUGAUUCUGGUUUGUCUUUGCUGGAGCAGGUGCUUGCAAGAAUUAAAAAAUCUGGAUUACUGGCAAAUCUCUACGUGGGUAGUGCUUUGGUUGGUGGAUUUUCAAGGCUUGGAUUGUUUGAUUAUGCUAGGAAAAUUUUUGAGCAGAUGACUAUAAAGAAUGCUGUCUCUAUGAAUGGCUUAAUGGUUGGUUUGGUCAGACAAAAAUGUGGACAAGACGCUGUUGAAGUAUUCAAGGAGACAAGACACUUGGUUGAUGUAAAUCUUGAUUCAUAUGUGAUUCUGUUAAGUGCUUGUGCUGAAUUUGCUCUCUUGGAGGAAGGGAGAAGAAAGGGUAGAGAGGUUCAUGGAUAUGCAAUUCGAACUAGGUUAAAAGAUGCCAAGGUUGCUGUUGGAAAUGGGCUUAUUAAUAUGUAUGCUAAGUGUGGUUCUAUUGAUUAUGCAAGAUCAGUAUUUGGGCUCAUGGUUGAUAAGGAUUCAGUCUCAUGGAAUUCCAUGAUUUCUGCUCUUGACCAGAAUGGAUGUUUUGAAGAUGCAGUUAAGAGCUACAGUUCAAUGAGGAGAACUGGUUUGAUGCCUUCCAAUUUCGCUUUGAUAAGUGCUUUGAGUUCAUGUGCAAGCUUGGGUUGCAUUUCGCUGGGACAACAAAUUCAUGCGGAAGGUACAAAAUUAGGACUUGAUUUGGACAUUUCAGUUUCAAAUGCUCUUCUUGCUUUGUAUGGUGAAACUGGAUGUCUAGCUGAAUGUCAGAAAGUUUUCUCCUGGAUGAUGGAGUGUGAUCAAGUAUCAUGGAACACUGUGAUUGGGGCGUUAGCUGAUUCAGAGGCAUCAGUUUUUGAAGCUGUAGAAGUUUUCUUGCAGAUGAUGCGUGCUGGAUGGAGUCCUAACAGAGUAACCUUCAUAAACUUACUUGCAGCCAUUUCAUCUCUUUCAAUGAGUAAACUGAACCACCAGAUACAUGCUCUAAUAUUGAAAUACAAUGUUAAGGAUGAUAAUGCCAUUGAAAAUGCACUUCUGGCCUGCUAUGGAAAGUCUGGAGAGAUGGAAAACUGUGAGGGAAUCUUUUCUAGAAUGUCUGAGAGAAGAGAUGAGGUUAGUUGGAAUUCGAUGAUUUCUGGAUAUAUACAUAAUGAAUUCUUGGCCAAGGCCAUGGAUUUGGUCUGGUUAAUGAUGCAGAGGGGUCAGCGAUUGGACUGUUUCACCUUUGCUACUGUUCUUAGUGCUUGUGCCUCUGUUGCGACACUAGAGUGUGGAAUGGAAGUCCAUGCCUGUGCAAUAAGAGCUUGUUUAGAAUCUGAUGUUGUAAUUGGGAGCGCACUUGUUGACAUGUACUCAAAAUGUGGAAGAAUAGAUUAUGCAUCGAGAUUUUUUUAUUUGAUGCCAGUGAGGAAUUUGUAUUCUUGGAACUCAAUGAUAUCAGGCUAUGCGCGCCAUGGGCACGGGGAUAAUGCAUUGAGGCUUUUCACACAAAUGAAGUUCAGUGGUCAAUUACCUGAUCAUGUUACCUUUGUUGGGGUGUUGUCUGCUUGUAGCCACGUUGGUUUAGUUGACGAAGGGUUUGAACAUUUUAAAUCCAUGAAUGAAGUAUAUCGAUUAGCUCCUCGUAUAGAGCAUUACUCGUGUAUGGUUGAUCUCCUUGGACGGGCUGGUGAACUAGAUAAGAUUGAGAAUUUCAUUAAUAAGAUGCCAAUUAAGCCUAAUACUCUUAUUUGGAGAACAGUUUUAGGUGCAUGCUGCCGAGCAAAUGGUCGAAAGACAGAAUUAGGUAGGAGGGCUGCUGAAAUGCUGUUCAAUAUGGACCCUCAAAAUGCUGUGAAUUAUGUGCUUCUUUCCAACAUGUAUGCUUCUGGAGGGAAGUGGGAGGACAUGGCAAAGGCUAGGAGAGCAAUGAGAGAGGCAGCGGUGAAGAAGGAAGCUGGAUGUAGUUGGGUAACCAUGAAGGAUGGUGUCCAUGUUUUUGUGGCUGGGGAUAAAUCACAUCCAGAAAAAGGUUUAAUUUAUGCAAAACUCAAGGAACUUAACGAAAAAAUAAGGGAUGCUGGAUAUAUGCCCCAGAUAAAAUUCGCACUGUAUGAUCUUGAACCAGAGAACAAGGAAGAACUCUUGAGCUAUCACAGUGAGAAACUUGCAGUUGCUUUUGUUCUCACUCGCAAUUCAGGAUUGCCUAUUAGGAUAAUGAAGAACCUCAGAGUUUGUGGUGACUGUCACUCUGCCUUUAAAUACAUAUCAAAGGUUGUUGGUUGUCCAAUAGUGUUACGUGAUUCAAACAGGUUUCAUCACUUUGAGGAUGGUAAAUGUUCAUGUCAGGAUUACUGGUGA